UGCUGCGCAUGCUCGCGCUGUGACCCCGGCUUGAGGUAACAGCGCGAGCUGAGGCUGGGGCCCUUGGCGCGGAGGCUGAGGGACCCGCCGCGGCGCUGUCGCCGGAGAGGGAGGGCACCGCUGUCGUCGGAAUUUGCACGCUGGGUAUGCAAGAGGCUGCAUCUUUUUUGGAGUCUGGGAGCGCUGCAGUGGCAGAACCAACACGGCGGGAGGCGCUAGAGGACCCGGGGUGGACUCGGACGUCGGGUCAGGGAACCUGGCAUUUAUUCCUGCCCGGACCGCCCACUCAUGCUGCGGAGUGUGGGAGGCGUGGGGAGAUCGGCCGCCAGAGGGACGUGCGCCGUAGCCAAUCAGCGUGUGAAGCAGGGCGCUAUGUGGUUGGGGCCUCCCGUAACUCUUUACCGCCCCCGAGUGGCCCCCAGGUCCCCGGCAUCCCCACAUCGCCCUGUGAGGCAGAUGAGCAGAGCCGGAAGGGCCGCACGGGAGGAACAGGGGUUGGCUUGUCCGGAGGCGGACGGAUAACGCGACCCCGAUCCCUGAGGCCAGAAGCCAAGGAGUCCUCAGUGACCGUGGGAUCCACAACAUCUCCACAUCGCUGUCCCCACCCAGCCAGGGCAGCGCCAGCACUAGCUCAGACGCAAGGACGGAACCGCUGGACUCCAGGUUCCUUGCCUGGGAGUAGGAGAAAUCCACCUGCUGGGGGCUGAGUGUGGCCUGAGGGACAGGCCCUGGGUCCCGGGAUGCCCCUGCCCGAGCCCAGCGAGCAGGAGGGUGAGAGUGUGAAGGCCAGCCAGGAGCCAUCCCCCAAGCCAGGCACAGAAGUCAUCCUGGCAGCCCCCAGGAAGCCCAGAAAGUUCUCCAAACUGGUCCUGCUCACAGCCUCCAAAGACAGCACCAAGGUGGCGGGGGCCAAGCGCAAGGGUGUGCACUGUGUCAUGUCCCUGGGGGUGCCCGGCCCCGCCACCCUUGCCAAGGCCCUCCUCCAGACCCACCCCGAGGCCCAGCGGGCCAUUGAGGCAGCCCCUCAGGAGCCUGAGCAGAAACGGAGCAGGCAGGACCCAGGCACAGACAGAACAGAAGACAGUGGAUUAGCAGCGGGGCCUCCUGAGGCUGCUGGGGAGAACUCUGCCCCCUGCUCUGUGGCACCCGGCAAGUCCCUGUAACCUUGACAACAGGCGCAUCCUCCCAGGCCACCAACCCAGCCAUAGGCUCUUCUCUGUCCGCAGGGCUUCUGGGGCCAAAUGGGUGAAUCUUUGCUUUCAACAUUGUGUAAUUUCUUUCUUUUCUUUUUUUUUUUUUUUUUAGAUAAGUAUAAGUUACUUUUGUAAGCAGAAAAAUACUUUCAAACAAGAAUAAAAGAAGCUGUUCGCUAGA
Molecule: messenger RNA, 1374 nt
Organism: Pan troglodytes (chimpanzee)
Lineage: Eukaryota; Metazoa; Chordata; Mammalia; Primates; Hominidae
Gene: FLYWCH2
Product: FLYWCH family member 2
Exons: 5
Coding region: 741-1163 (140 amino acids)
Source: RefSeq, a predicted model, not a curated record